Molecule: messenger RNA, 1133 nt
Organism: Penaeus vannamei (Pacific white shrimp)
Lineage: Eukaryota; Metazoa; Arthropoda; Malacostraca; Decapoda; Penaeidae
Product: probable methyltransferase-like protein 24
Source: RefSeq, a predicted model, not a curated record
CGUCGGAGGAGCGAGAGGGUCGUCUGGAGAUCCCGGUGGAGGUGAUGGCGAAGUCGUAGUGUGAAGACUCCUCUGUCGUUGAAGAUCAUCCUGCAGGAAUAGCAUAAUGGCCAGAAUACACCUGCGCAUCUCCCCUCUGGUGGGCUACCUCCUCGCCCUGGCCUUCUACAGUAGUAUGAUGUUCCUCUCUGCCAUCAGCGAGAAGGAAAGAGGAUUCCUUCUCCUUGGACUCGGAGGAACCAGCUUUUGUUCGGUCGCCUAAGUCGUCCAGGAGCCAAAGCGACCACGUGGCGCUGCGAGACGCCAACGACUUCUACGUCAGGAUAAGCACGCUGAGAGACCAAGUGCCGGAAGAUGGUCCCGUUCGGCGGCACGUACUGCAAGGGGUACCUUGACAACGAGAAGUACGUGUGUUUGGAUGAUGACGUGAAGCCUAACUCCAGAAACUGCACAGUGUAUUCUUUUGGCGUUGGGGCUGACACCACCUUCGAUGACAUGGCGAGUUAUUAUGGCUGCGAUAUCUUUAUGUUCGACCCAACGAUCAACGGAUCGGAACUGCAAAUGACCAACUCGGAGAGAGAGGCCUUCUAUCCGUGGGGACUCAGCUCAUUCCAUUACAAACAAAACUUCAGCAUAGAAUAUGAUGGCAAACCAACGGAGAAGCUAGAGGGAGAGUUCACGACCUAUGAAGACAUCAGGAAGAGGCUCGGUCAUCAGAAGCGAGAUGUGAAUUAUCUAAAGUUAGACAUUGAGAACAUGGAAUGGUCCGUUUUGCCGCAGCUGGUGAAAGGUGGCCACUUGGACCGCGUGUCUCAGCUGGCCAUCGAAGUGCACACCAUGGACAUCAUCAAAGCAAGUCCAGAAAAGGUGCUGCCGCUGCUCCAGAGUUAUUGGCAGAUUCUGGUGAGUCUGAAACAGCUGGGUUUCCUGCGGGUGAGCCACCGCUUCAACCCCGUGCUCGAGACCAUCUACUUCGACCGCGCGCACAACCAGAGCAUUUCUACGUGCAUGGAGAUCCUCUACGUCAAGAGAGGGUUCAAUCGGCGUCGUCAUCUGCAGAGCCGCCUUCCUCUUCCUGAAGUUCCUUUGUAGAUGUUUUGGUGGUGUAGAUUUUUUUUUAAUUAUUAUUUAUU